Messenger RNA from Lethenteron reissneri (Far Eastern brook lamprey), 5720 nucleotides. RefSeq lists its product as uncharacterized. Gene Ontology annotation, molecular function: metalloendopeptidase activity; zinc ion binding. The record is from RefSeq and is a predicted model, not a curated record. NCBI's taxonomy places the organism in Eukaryota, Metazoa, Chordata, Hyperoartia, Petromyzontiformes, Petromyzontidae. Gene Ontology annotation, biological process: proteolysis.
AUGGCCGACGACGACUAUGACGUGGAGGCGAUCACGCGGGCGACACAAGAGUUUGAGAAGAAAACCUGCGUCCGGUUCAAACCCCACGCAGGCGAAACGGACUUCAUUCACAUCCAGAAUUUGGGCGGACCUCUCAGCAAGAACUGGUCACUGCUGGGGAAGCAGGGGGGGGAGCAGCCGCUGUCCCUGGAGCCCGGCAAGGUGACCAAGGGCACGGUUCUGCACGAGUUGAUGCACGCGCUCGGCUUCCAGCACGAGCACUGCCGGAGCGACCGUGACAAGCACGUCUGGGUGGUGCCAGAGAACGUCAAGGAAGAAUGGAGUGAUCAGAUUGUGGACAUCAAAUCAAACGAACAGGAUUUGGCAGCGCCCUACGACUGCAGCUCCAUCAUGCACUACAGCAUGUUGGCAGGCUCUGUGGAUGAGCGCAACCCAACGAUCAUCCCCAGGGACGUUUUGUCCAUGCUGCACAUGGGACAAAGAAAUUCGCUGAGUCCCUGCGACGUGGUCAAGGUGCAGAAGCUGUACGGCUACGAGGCGGAGGUGCACGCCGCUCCCGCAGCGGUGGUCAGGAGGAGCAGAACCUCGGCUGAUAAGGAGGCGCCGCUGGACAGCCGCGUCGGCGUUUGGAAGGCGAAGACAAAAGAAGAAUUGGACAAGGAAACCAAGGAGAGAGGGCUGGAGUGGAAGGAGAAAACGGACCCCCUCAGGAACCUCAUCAAGGAACUGAUGGAGAUCUGCCGGUAUGACGUCUCAUUGCCCCGCCUGCAGAGCCUGCUGGACAUGCUGUCUCAAGACCGCCCUGAGAAAGAGAAGCAGAUGCUGUUCAAAGUAUUUAUGGAGGAGGGCGGAUCAGCACUUUUGCAGAGGAUGUUUGAGUGUCCAACAUGGGAUGAGUCAAGAUCACAGGUGCUAAAUUUGAGGUAUAAGAUUGUUUUGCUUCUAGCAGAACGUGGACUUGCCGGAGAAGGAAAGGAGUUUGACAAGACUGGAGACAUUGCAGGAGAUCCUAAAGGAGAAAUUAAACUGUGGCCCGAGCAGAGUGGCAAGGUGUACAUCCCCUACAACGUCUCCAUCGCCUUCAAUGCCAGUGACAGAAAAGCCAUUCAGCAGGCCAUUGACGAGCUGACUGAGAAAACGUGCAUCAGAAUGAUUCCCAAAGACCUCCAGGAGGACUACUUUUUCUUCAGAGCAUUGGGAAGGGACUCCUCACCGCUGGGUGCCAGUGCAGGAGGAGGAGCUCGGUCCAUCGCCCUGGAGCCCAACAAGGUGGACAAGAGCGUGGUGCUUAGUGAGCUCAAGCACGCGUUCGGGUUCCAUCGCAACCAGCAGAAUGGAAGCCAUGACUGGGUCAAGCACCGAGAUGGCAAAGUCUACGUUCGCUACGACGUCUGCACUGGUUUCGGCACCAAUGACAAGGAGAACAUCCAGCAAGCAGUCAACGAACUUGCAGAGGAAACCUGCGUCCGGCUCAUGCGGAAAGACAACCAGGAGGACUACAUCAACUUCCAGGCCCUGGACGGGAGCUGGUCGUUCCUGGGCAAGAAGGGAGGGGCUCAGUCCGUGUCCUUGGAGCCCGGGAAGGUGGACAAGGGCACGGUUCUGCACGAGCUCAUGCACGCGCUCGGCUUCCACCACGAGCACUGCCGCAGCGACCGCGACCAGCACAUCAAGGUCCACGAGGACAACAUCGAGGAAUAUGAUCUAGGGCAGUUCAAACGGCUGGAAUGCAGUGGCUCUGGAGAAGAUCUGCCCUACGACUACCUCUCCAUCAUGCACUACGGCAGGUACGCCUCGUCCUCGGAUCACAUGAGUGAGACGAUUACCCCCACGACAGCAGCUAGAGCUCCCAUCGGCCAGAGGAGCGGCCUCAGCCCCCUGGACGUGCUCAGGGUGCAGCACAAGUACCAACCGAAACUGGCUGGCAUUUCAGCUGACAAAGCCUUGAAGGACGCUCUUGCUAAGACGGCCUCUCUCUCUGAAAGCCUGGAGGAGCCUCCUCGCCCGACACCAGAUGUUACUGCAGAAAUGGAGAUGUUUCAUUUGAUGCUGAUGCAGCACAUGCAACAGACGCUUUUUGAACGACUGGUGGAGGGACCACGAAGGGAGAUGAUGCAGCAACAGAGGGAAUUGAUGGAGAUGUCGCCACUGCAAAUAUUGUUGCAGAGGCAGAAACCUCCACAGAUGUCCUUACUGCAGAGUUUGCUGCAACAAAGAGCGAUGCAACAGAGAGAGAUGCUACAGAGAGCGAUGCAACAAAGAGAGAUGCAACAGAGAGAGAUGCAACGGAGAGAGAUGCAACAGAGAGAGGUGCAACAAAGAGAGGUGCAACAAAGAGAGGUGCAACAAAGAGAGGCGCAACAGAGAGAGAUACAACAGAGAGAGAUGCAACAGAGAUAGGUGCAACAGAGAGAGGUGCAACGGGAGGUGCAACGAAGGGCAGAGCAAGAACGGCAAGCUCAAGAGAAGGCAAAGAAGUCUGACAGCAACUGCUCUAUUCAAUAACAUGGAAUAAUUAAGUACUGUAACUAUUGGUAAACCCUUGAUUGUGUUGAUGUUGAAAGAUUGCAAUGACAUCUAAAGAGAUUUGACAUAAUAGCAUACAUUUUACUGUGCUUUGAUAAUUGUAAAAAUGUAGUUAAAUCACAACAAAUUUGAAGAUGUAGUUAAAUUGUUUAUACAGUCGAUUCUCGAUUAUCCCCGCUAAUGAGGACGGCCGCGGAUAGAUCAAAAUUGCGGAUAAGUAUCAAUUUUACGCGGAUACUUAUGCCAAAACUCACGAAUAUAGGUAUAAAAUUUGAAGUUAGGAUGUUUUAUGGAACUGCUGUCUUCCAACUUACGUUUAGUAGCCAGUUUCUGAUUUAAAGAAAAACAACGCUUCCAUUUAUCUGCCAUCGCACAGUUUAGUAAAUGAAAACUCACUAAAUAAAUGAUCGGAUAAAUCAGUAAAAAUUAAGCACAACUGAAGAUUUUGAUUGUUACUGUUUCAAUUUAGAACGAAUAGUAAGGGUCGACCGAUCAAUGCGCGUGAUAACACUUUCCUGCCAUCAAUAAAACUCUGGCUACUGUUGUAAAGAUAUGAAAAUAUUGUACUGUAAAGGCGAUCGCUUGGAUUUCUGAUUAACCCGAACACAUAUUUGUUCGGUUUAAGCACAUUUCCAAGAAUAACAAAGAACAAUUUGUUCUUUGGUGAUUAAUUUUGGCUUAAGGGAACAUCCAUGAGUUAUUAAUGUCAAAAUCACAGGUGCACAAUCCAAAUCUAGAAACCGCAUGCGGAUAAUCGAGUCUACUGUAUUGCCAUGAUUGCAUUGUAUUUAGAGAGCACGCAUUCAUUUAGUGUCCAAAUAAAGUAGGAUCCUUCCCGUCUAAUUAUCCCACGUGGACUGCUCUGAGAUAUUUCUAUCUUGCCCAGCUGCACCAGUCCAGCUACGAAUCUCCCAUUACUUGAAUAAUCAAAUUACUCUACCGACAUCAAGAAAUCAAUUACUGCACUGAUUGUCGAUUCGAUUACUCGUCUAAUUGUAUAACACGAAACUAGUUUUAAAAAGUCUCACCUCUGUUCUCACGUAUACUGCUGGACGGGACGUGAUUGGCAGAGGCUUGAUGACUUCAUCGGCAUCAACAGCCAUGUUACGCUCGGCGAAGCUUGUCUGGGGUUUGCCGCCUUCGGGAGACCAGAUGUCGGGGCGGUGGCUAUUUUUUAUAGAAGAGAAACUGAAUUCAUAGCCAAAUUCUCUCAUCUCUAUUCUGCAGCAGUGCAUUUAGCUUGGAUCAUAGCACUGGAACUGGGUUAAAAGCCUCACUGAGUGGGACUUAAAAUAGAUACGAGUACCAAUCUGUUAGAGAUUACUGUAGCUGUCCAAGCAAGAUUUACAAAAGACCACUCUUCAGAAAAUAGUGAUCUUAACUCAUUUAGUUUGCAAUCUGAAAAUACGGCAUUGGAAUAUUUACAUACACAAAAAUAAAAUAUGCAUUUGAGAAUUAAUUGAAUAAAGUAAAUAUUUAAGAGGGAUGCAUUACAACCCCUUUUUUAAUUCUCGUUCAGUUUCUCACCGAUAUGUUCCAUGUUGACGCACUGCACUUAAAAAUUGCAUCCAAAGUUCAAACGGAUUUACAGUUUCUACAAAGGAAUGUGUACCAACAUAGACCCAAGGGACUUAUUUUCACUUGUGUUUGUACAGUGAGCUUACUCCGUAGUGCACAGUCGUAAGAACUCUAGAUUCAUCAGACAGGCCUGGUUCUCCAGACCGCUGCCACAAAGUGGCGCUCAUUCUAUCGACGCCGGCAGGUCAACUGGCCAUCAUCGCCUCUUAGCGCUGAUGUUAAUUCCCAUUCGGAAAAUGUUUUUGGAUGCAGUUUGUAUCGUGUUUGAGUGGCUGUCUAAACAAAACACCUGUGUCCCCAAGGUAUAGUGAUGGCCUUUGAAUGUAUGACCUUUUAACACGGGAAGGCCUAUUGAUCUAUGCAGAAAGAUGAUGUAUUCACUAGCAAGUCUAGCCGAGCAUGCAACCUUCUGACGAAAAACUGUAUGGGAAUAUAUUGUUAAAGAAAACAUAUUUUACUUAAUGGGUUUGUUAGAUUUUUUUUCUUAAAAAUUAAGGUACAUUUUAACUAUAUUAAUCUUCGCAUAUUUUAAGUAACAGAUGAACCAAACUAUAUGCAUAUGACGUUCCUGGUAAUGUGUUUUGGGAGACAUGAACACAAGGAAAUGGCCAUGGUUAACUUUCCCCGUGUGUGCAAUAGCAGGGCCAAUCACAUUAAUGUGCACACUGCUUCCAGCAUCAGUCACUUGCAUUCCCGUCUCAAUGUCUGUCUCAAUACAUUAAUAAUUUCACUAUGCUGACCAUUCAGAGGUUGGGCAACAAGAAUAGUGGUUAAAAGUUAUCACAACUUCAUCACAGAUGGGUUGCAAGUUAUAGUGUGACAUAGGCAUUCUUUUCACGUUUGGGGUCAGGCAUAUUAAUGAAACGGGUGGCUACAUUCCUGACCUAAACUUGAUUAUUCCUUCAAAAAUCAAUGGACAGGUUAUGUUAGAUGCUGUGAAGGACACCAUGCCCGAUGGAGAGCUCACUUAUACUCUACACUCGGUUAUAUAUGCUUGUGAUUGAAAAACAUGUAUACGUAUAGCACUAUAUUGUAGAAUGUAAGACUAAGAAUGUGAUAGGAAUCACCUAAUGUGGCAAUAUAUUCAAUGUAAUUUCUGAAAUUAAAUGUAAAACAUGUUCACGUACUAUAUUUUAAUGCUACUCAAAGCACCAUUCUCUCUUUAACCGAUAUCCUCUUGAGACGCAACGCAUUGUGAGCAGCCUAGAAAGGCUCUGCAGGGUCGCACAGUCGUGGCAUCGCACCCGAGAUGAGCGGACACACUCAGCUCCACUCACUGGGGCCACUAACAGUAGGCGUUGUUUACAUUAGUUCUACGAUAUUUGGACAAGAUUUAAUUUUAGUCAAUAACAGAUGCUCCACUGUUUCAUAAAAGAUAGGUUCUUCAACAAAAUGUGUAGAGCAAUAAAUACCAAGAGGCAUAGUGCAUAUAGCGUGCAUUGUCUAGGGCUCUUCUAUAAUGUCAAGUGUCAAAGUUCAUAUUUUCACCAGGUGAUUCAUAUUUUUAGCAAGUGUUGUAUAGAGCUCAAGACCGGUACAAUCGGCUCAAUCAGUGACACAGUUCUCAAAUCACGACCUCUGCACAAUUAUUACUACUUAUGUAUGUGGGUGAAUAC